CCACUCUACCUUCCCAAAGUCUUUCUUGACCAUCAGGACCACGUUUCCAGCGCACUGACUAAAAUGUGCCACGGAAAUUGCCGCUUAGUUUGUUCUAGUUCCUGCACACUGUCCUAACACAUCGCGCCGUCAUAGCCCUUCCUCCCGCGGCGGCAUUUCCUGGCGUCUGCGGUCACUAGCAGCUCUCCAGCGCUGCGCUCCUUCCUGCGCUCGCUCUUUCAGACCAACGACUAGUCCUCGCUGCUUGAAAUGGCGUCGCACCUUUCAAUGGCGUCCGUUGUUCUUAGCUCUCGCCUCACUAUGUCAUCCCAUUCUCUCUCUAGCUCCUCGAAUCUCCUCGUCGACGCAUCGGCGCGCUUCUGCGGAACAUCCCUUUCCGCCGCGGUGCGCCUCGCGGAUAAAAGCGGCUCUCGUUCGGUUGCCACCCGCCAUUCCCGCCGCGGCAUCCCCGCCUCGCCGUCCCUCGCGCCGUUUCAGCAGCCCGCUUCCCGCACCCUUCUCGUCGUUCCGCGCGCUAAGUACCUGGGCAAGUUUGGCUCCGCUCCCCCGGCAGUGCCCGCCGCCGGCGCCGCCGGUCGCGCUGCUGGUGGCGCUGCUGCCGCUGGUGGCGCCGGCGCCGCUGCCGCGCAGUCUCCGCCGGCCAGCGCGCUCCCGUCCCUCGUGCGGCAGCUGCUGCCGCUGACGGCGGCCGUCGUGCUUCCAGUCGCUGCCACCGCCGCCGCAUUCGCCGCCGCGGGCUUUGGGGAGCGCGACGCGGGCGAGUGGUUCCGCAGCCUCAACCCGCCGGCUUUCGCGCCCGCGGAUUGGCUGCUGGCCGCCACGUGGACGGUGCUGCAGCUGCCAGCUGGCGUGGCGUCGUGGAUGGUUUGGCGGAAUGGCGGAUGGGCGCGGCAGCGAGGCGCGCUGGAGAUUUAUCUCAUCCAACUAGCCGUUGGGCUGCUGUGGCCGGUUGUCAUGUUUAGGCUGAAAAAGAUCGACGCGGCGGCGGCGGUUGCAGGCGCUCUCACCGUCUCCUCCCUCUCCACCUUCCUUGCCUUCUACCGCGCCUCUCCCCUCGCCUCGCUCCUCUUCCUCCCCCUCCUGCUCUGGCUCGGCCUUGUCUCCGCCAUCACCUAUUCCAUCUGGACCAAUCACAGUGUGGUCCUCGACAAGCUACAGGACAAGCUACAGUGGGGCGAUUUGCAGGCGACGGCUGGCAAGAUUUUGAGUGAUUUCCGCGGGCGUAUUGACAGCAGUGGCAGUGGUGGUAGCAGCAGCAGUGGUGGCAGCGGUGAGGGGAGUGGGUGGGGCACGGGAGGAUGGGAUGGUGGGGAAUGGUCGGCUGCUCGUAGCAACCAGAACAAGCGCAUUGACUGACUGUGCUGCUAGGUUGCCCAGCUCCGUGGGCUGUUUGCUCUGGUUGUUGCUGUAGUGAAUACAGGUGGGCUGCGGAUCACGUGGCUUACCGUAUCUCCAUCCGAUCACGUGGCUUGCUGUGGGUUGCUUUGCCCUGGGUGAUGGGGUGGCUGCGUUCUUUAGUUCAUGUAUAGUCUGGUGCCUGUUAGUUGUGGCAGUGGUGGAAAGUUCGCUCUGCAGGCACUGCGAGGUGCUGGAGGCUUGG
This is a messenger RNA of Closterium sp. NIES-67, 1600 nucleotides long. The record is from the annotation of a GenBank genome assembly. Lineage: Eukaryota; Viridiplantae; Streptophyta; Zygnematophyceae; Desmidiales; Closteriaceae.